AUGAAUGAUAAGCUUCUAUUGAAAAAACACUUUGUUCCGGCUUCACAAGUUGACGAAUGUCAUCAUGAAAAUUCGCGGGAACAGGAGAAGCCGGUGUCUUCUGUUAACGGGGAAGAAAUUCGUGAUUUCUACUUAAGCCUUUUCGAUAAAAAGGAAAUUGUACCCUCCUGUGACCAACCCCCUCAUCAUCAGUCCUCUAUUACUUGCUCCGAACAAUGUGAUCCUUGCUCAAAAGCACAUUUUUCUUCCCUUCUCCACCAAGCAUCUAUAUUAGCACAAGAACCACCAAGACUCUCUCCCCUUCUCAUUCCCUCUUCUAAUCCGGGCUACAAAAUUCUCUCCCGUCUAGGAUGGUCUGACCCUGCUGAUUCUAGAACUUCUUUGGACUCCCCUGAUAGUUCCACUAACUACGUGGGUGGACUUGGACGUCAAGGUCAAGGUCGCCGUCUCCCGAUCCCCACUGUCCUCAAAUGCGAUCGAUCCGGCAUCGGUGCGAAGACCAAAAGCCAUCCCAGGAUCACUCACUUUUCUCCUCACGAUACUCGUGCAGUUGAGAGUCGACAUGCAUCUAGGUGUCUCGUUCAAUCGUUGAAGUUGGACAAAAGAUAUCGAGAGAAAAUAAUUAAAGUUGAAAAGCGAAAGGAGAUUCGAUUUAGGAUGGAAUUUAGAUUUGAUGACGAUCAGUUGAGUCUUUUAUAUGGAGAGCAUGGCUGUCAUUUGUAG
Rodentolepis nana is the source of this 723-nucleotide messenger RNA. Lineage: Eukaryota; Metazoa; Platyhelminthes; Cestoda; Cyclophyllidea; Hymenolepididae. The record is from the annotation of a GenBank genome assembly.